AUGGCAACCACGAUUCGCCAGAAAGAUGGCGUUGCAAUCUUAGAACCGAGCGGAAAAAUAAUGGGCUCCUCAGUAUCGGAAUUACGGGAGGCAAUCACUUCACAGAUAGACGCCUCCGAGACACCGCGCAUUCUCAUCAAUUUUGAUCGGGUCAACAUGAUGGAUAGUUCAGGUCUCGGCACUUUGAUGGGUGCCCAUGUCGCCGCAACGCGAAAGAAAGGGCGUAUCGGUGUCAUCAACGUCGGAACAAAUAUCAAAAAUCUGAUUGUCCGCAGUCGGCUCGUCAGUAUCUUUGAACAUUUCGAGACCGAGGAUGCUGCAGUUUCGGCACUAUCAAGCGAAAGUUAA
Geodia barretti is the source of this 348-nucleotide messenger RNA. NCBI's taxonomy places the organism in Eukaryota, Metazoa, Porifera, Demospongiae, Tetractinellida, Geodiidae. The record is from the annotation of a GenBank genome assembly.